AUGAGGUACGAGAGCUACGCCCCGCAGCCGGCGUACUCCCAUGGUCCGAGCUACCACCAGUCGUCCUACAAGGAGCCAGCCAACUACGACACGCCCUACCAGUUUGACUAUGCCGUCAACGACCACUACUCCGGUGCCGUCUUCUCUCAGAACGAGAACAGUGACACCAAGAAUGUGAACGGCUACUACUCGGUCAACCUCUACGCCCCGCAGCCGGCGUACUCCCAUGGUCCGAGCUACCACCAGUCGUCCUACAAGGAGCCAGCCAACUACGACACGCCCUACCAGUUUGACUAUGCCGUCAACGACCACUACUCCGGUGCCGUCUUCUCUCAGAACGAGAACAGUGACACCAAGAAUGUGAACGGCUACUACUCGCACGUCACGUACGUCGCUGACCACGACGGUUACGGAGGCUACAUCGCCGAGAUGACCUACACUGGGGAGCCCCGCUAUGAGGAUCACAAGCCUAGCUACCACCCGGUCCCGGCCUACAAGCCUGGUCGCUCGCAUGCCCGUGCGCCGGCCUACAAGACCAUGUACUAA
This is a messenger RNA of Pollicipes pollicipes, 546 nucleotides long. RefSeq names its product cuticle protein 7-like. The record is from RefSeq and is a predicted model, not a curated record. Lineage: Eukaryota; Metazoa; Arthropoda; Thecostraca; Pollicipedomorpha; Pollicipedidae. The transcript has 4 exons. Gene Ontology annotation, cellular component: extracellular matrix. The coding region runs from base 1 to 546 and encodes 181 amino acids.